This is a messenger RNA of Sinocyclocheilus grahami, 3385 nucleotides long. RefSeq names its product transcription factor SOX-13-like. Gene Ontology annotation, cellular component: nucleus. The record is from RefSeq and is a predicted model, not a curated record. NCBI's taxonomy places the organism in Eukaryota, Metazoa, Chordata, Actinopteri, Cypriniformes, Cyprinidae. Gene Ontology annotation, biological process: regulation of transcription by RNA polymerase II; cell fate commitment. Bases 1 to 1674 code for a protein of 557 amino acids. Gene Ontology annotation, molecular function: DNA-binding transcription factor activity, RNA polymerase II-specific; RNA polymerase II cis-regulatory region sequence-specific DNA binding. The transcript has 14 exons.
AUGUCUUAUGGCUCUACAUCCGAACAACAGCGAAGGAGGAGAGGUGUUUAUAGACUUGAGAAGUCAGCGCCCCCUAAUGCACGAUCUCCUUUGGAGAGUUCUCCCAGUAAAGAAUCAAUACGAUCAUACAUAUCUGCCAGUCAAGAUGGAGGCAGCAGAGCUCAUGAUAAGACUGACAGGAAGCCUAAUGUCAGUGAGGUGAUGCCCACUAUUGAAAAGCUUCUGAAUACAGACUGGAAAGAAAAGUUCUUCGGGAAGGGUCUUCAGGGCAGUGUCAACCUAAAAGGAACCCCAGAGAGUCUGGCAGAGAAGGAGCUUCAGUUGUUGUUGAUGAUAAACCAGCUCUCUGGUCUGCGGGAGCAGCUGCUAGGAGCUCAUUCUGAGCAGAGGAACAUGGCCGCUCUGCUGCUGGAGAAACAGCAGCAACAGAUGGAACUGGCAAGGCAGCAGCAAGAACAGAUCGCCAAACAGCAGCAGCAGUUGAUACAGCAGCAACAUAAAAUCAACUUACUGCAGCAGCAAAUUCAGCAGGUGAACAUGCCUUAUGUUAUGAUCCCUGCCUUUCAUCCCAAUGCCCAACCGUUGCCCGUCACCUCUGAGGCCCAAAUGGGAUUGCCUCGGCAUCCCAUUCCCUGCAAACCAGUGGAAUAUCCCUUGCCGUUGCUGCCCAAUCCACACUCCACUCCAGUCAAAAGGUCCAGUGGUACAGUCUUUCGCCAGGAUUCCAGUCAACCUCUCAACCUCACGGCUAAACCUAAGACCCCAAGUCCUCAGGCACUGGAAAUGGCCCACUUGCAAGUAGGGUACCGAGCCAGAGAUCUACCCCAUAGUCCUACUCGAUCUGCCCUCAGCCUGAGCUUCUUGGGAGAGGGUGAUGUUGUGACACAAGCCAUUCAUGAUGCCCAGCAGCUGUUGCGUGGAGGACAAGGCCCGAUGGGCCGUGAGAGGGACAACAACACAAGGCUGGAGGCGUCUCGAGAGCGGAUGGAUGAUGGACAGUCCCUGCGGAUGAAUGAGGACCACCACAGCAGUGACACUGAGGGGCAGAUGGCAGUCUCUGGUGUGGGUAGCUUUGGUGAAUCCCGGACUCCCUCCUCUGGCCACAUCAAACGUCCCAUGAACGCCUUCAUGGUGUGGGCCAAAGACGAAAGACGGCGUAUCCUGCAGGCGUUCCCUGACAUGCACAACUCCAGUAUCAGCAAGAUCCUCGGUUCCCGAUGGAAGUCCAUGUCCAAUCAGGAGAAGCAGCCGUACUACGAAGAGCAGGCCAGAUUGAGUCGGCAGCACCUGGAACGUUACCCAGACUACAAAUACAAACCCCGGCCGAAGCGGACCUGUAUCGUAGAGGGCAGACGACUGCGGGUCGGAGAGUACAAGGCCAUGAUGAAGAGUCGGCGACAGGAGCAACGAGUAACUUACCCUCCAAGCCAAUCAGAGCAGCAGCUACCGUACCCUACCAGUGAAGGACAGUACCAGACCACGCCGGUGUCAAUGGCCCCAUUGGCCUUGCACCCUGCCCUCCUGGAGCACUACCUUCCUCGGGGUCUGGAGCCCAUGAAAGGCCAAGGGAGUGAGAUGCGGGAUGUCACGCGGCCCAGACAGCCCUACAGCGAAGGGGAGGAGAGUGAUGCGGGUGAACGCAGUGAGGGAGAGCUGGUUGUCCUCACUGACUGAGAUAGGAGGAGGAAAGGAUUGGAGGACAGAAAGGGUAGAAAACGCGAAAGUGAGGGAGUGAGAUGGAGAAAAUAACUGAGAUUUUGCAGUCUCUACCUACAACAUGAUGGUGUCCAAUAAAUGGUAUAGGUCAGUGUUUUCCAGUCCAGUUGUGAGGAUGUCCUUGCAAACUUGUUUCAAACCUAGAUUGGUCACAUGGUUCUAUAGGGUUGGUUAGGAAGGCAGCAGACAUGAUAAAUGAAGCAUAGAUCUUCAUUUUUCCAGUGAUGUAGGCUAGACAGGAUAGGUCUUACAUACUGACCACAGCUUGGAAAAAGCAAGACUUUUUCAAUCUACAAUAUUCAUUGUGAGACUGCACAUCUUGAGAGUUUUGAAGGCACUGUGAAGCUGGUGUGCAAGAAUUGUUUUACAAAUCAAAUGUCACUGCACAUAUUAUGAAGUAAAUGUUCUACAAAUCUGCAAAGUGCAUAAGAAAUUGCACAAGAAUCGACUUUUCUAGAAGGGGUACAGAUACGUAUAUUCACUUUUGGUGUAUCUGAGUUCUAAAUUUGACAUCAUGUCAAAAGAUUGGCAAUAAUAGGAAGGAACAGUUCAUCCAAAAAUGAAAAGGAGAUUAGGGUGAGUAAACAAUGAAAAAAAAAUUUUUUUUGAUGAACUUUUUCUUUAAAUAGUCAAUGCACUGAGAGCUCUGCAUCAUUUUGCCAUAGAAAAAAAAGCUAAUACCUCUGUGUUAUAAUGCUUCUUGAUGUCACCAGGGUUUUCCUGCAAAAGUUCCUGUUAAGACUGUGCCAAGGUACUUUCCAGAGCUCAAGGGCUGAGCAAAAAGAAAACAAGUUAACAUGGAAAAAGGAAGGAACAUUCCUGAGCUCCUUGUCCAGUUUAUUAUAUCAGAUAGUGACUAUUAGAGGCUGUUCUGUUACAGAGAUUUAAGCAGCUUGCCCCUUUAAAGAUUUGCUAAAGGCAGAGAAGACUGCAGUCUUUCUUCGGGUUGGUUGCGUCCUCUGCUGUUUGAAUCUGGGUACUGCACUUAAAAUAUUCCCCCAGAUUAAAUUAAUGUUUUUGAUUUAGUGCAAAAUAUGAUUCAGAACAAUUUUUUUUUUCAGAGUAGAAUUUUGCACUUGAUGUACAUAUGCAAAUCAUUUCUACUAUCCAUUUUAUGAAAGGAGAUGUGAAUAAUGCCCUUCCCUCAAAUUACACCCAUUUUUAAAAGUUUGGAUUACUUUUUUUUUUUUUUAAGUGUGUGUGUAGAGUGAGCUUGUGCUGAAGAAAAUAACGGAGUUAUCAUUCCAGCAGUUCUUAUGACCGGGUCCAUAUUAUUGGGCUGCUAGUCAAUUUACAGUUGAGCUGAAAUGUAAACAUUUUGUUAAAAAUGAUAAACUUUUAUAUUUUAAAGAGGCGAUUUUAGAAGAUACUUGCCAGUUGACUGUUGUGAUAAACCUAACAUGUUAAAGGAAAUGAUGACAUAUAGCUGGAUACAGAAAUACACUGUUUGUAUUUUAUCUGUAAAAUGAACCCCAGGGAGGAAAAAUAUGAUUCGCAAUCUAGACAACUGUUGCAAAACCAGCUGUUGUAAAAUAUAGAGAUAGACUUUAUUUUGUUUAUAAAAGCGUAUAAUUUAAAGGUGUACAUGUUUUUUUCUCCCCCCCCGUAUGUUGCAUUUUUCCAAGCAAGUUUUGUGGUUUGUUUUUGAAGCAUAAAUAAAAAUGUUAUG